GACGCGCCGGGAUCAGUACGCAGUCGAAAACAGAAAGCCUCAGAUAUUGUAACAGAAAGUGACCGGUGAACAUUUGCUGAGUGAUAACUAUUUUUUUCUUUGCGAUGGCGUACUACGGUCCACCACCGAAUUUGUGGGGUCAUUCCGUGACCAACCUCACUGUUGUGGAUAAGGUUCCCCCGGAAAUCAUGCACCUGGUAGACCCGCACUGGUAUCAGUUUCCACCGAUGAACCCACUGUGGCACUCGAUCAUCGGAUUUGCCAUCUUCAUGCUGGGCAUGAUUUCCACCGUUGGCAAUGGAGUUGUGAUCUACAUCUUCUCCACGGAGAAGUCCUUGCGGACACCAUCGAAUCUGUUCGUCGUUAACCUAGCGGUAUCGGACUUCCUGAUGAUGGCCACAAACGCGACAACCAUGGUGUACAACUGCUGGUUCGAAACGUGGUCGCUGGGAUUAUUGAUGUGUGAUCUGUAUGCCUUCACCGGGUCCUUGUUCGGAUGCUGCUCGAUCUGGAGUAUGACCAUGAUCGCCAUGGAUCGGUACAACGUCAUCGUGAAGGGGUUGUCCGGGAAACCGCUGACUAAUACGGGAGCAAUUGUCAGAAUCUGUGUCUGCUGGACGAUUGGAAUCGUGUGGGGAAGUAUGCCUAUGCUGGGUUGGAAUCGAUACGUUCCCGAAGGGAACAUGACCGCUUGUGGCACGGACUAUCUAACCGACGAUUGGUUCAGCAAGUCGUACAUCUUGUGCUAUUCGUUCUGCGUGUAUUACAUCCCACUGUUCACCAUCAUCUACUGUUACGUUUAUAUUGUGAAGGCUGUAACAGUGCACGAGAGAACGAUGCGCGAGCAAGCGAAACGUAUGAACAUCCAAUCUCUCCGGCAAGGAGACGACGGCAAAGCGGCCGAAAUGAAGCUGGCGAAGAUCGCCCUGGUCACCAUUUCGCUGUGGUUCCUGGCUUGGACGCCGUACACCAUCAUCAACUACACCGGGGUGUUCAAAAUGGCCAGCCUUACACCGCUGGCCACCAUCUGGGGUUCGGUGUUUGCCAAGUGUAGUUCGGUGUACAAUCCGAUCGUGUACGGGAUCAGCCAUCCGAAGUAUCGGGCAGCUCUGGUGCGACGUUUCCCUGCCUUGGGAUGCGGUGAUGCCUCGGGUGGUGCCGAUGCUAAGUCGAUGGCUUCGGAAGUAUCCGCUGUCAGUGGGGGUGGAUCCGCUGGAGCCGGGAUGGAGACAACGGCCGCUUGAGGAAGAUUUGUGGCAUGAACCUAGCUAUUUUCAUUGAAGCAUAUCUCAGAAAUAUAAACUAAUCUUUGUAGCAACCAGGAA
Aedes aegypti (yellow fever mosquito) is the source of this 1325-nucleotide messenger RNA. RefSeq names its product rhodopsin. Bases 105 to 1244 code for a protein of 379 amino acids. The transcript is spliced from 2 exons. The record is from RefSeq and is a predicted model, not a curated record. Gene Ontology annotation, biological process: phototransduction; visual perception; G protein-coupled receptor signaling pathway. NCBI's taxonomy places the organism in Eukaryota, Metazoa, Arthropoda, Insecta, Diptera, Culicidae. Gene Ontology annotation, molecular function: G protein-coupled receptor activity. Gene Ontology annotation, cellular component: membrane.